Messenger RNA from Silurus meridionalis, 2147 nucleotides. It is a transcript of the gene rbm39b, whose product is annotated as RNA binding motif protein 39b. Gene Ontology annotation, molecular function: RNA binding. Bases 333 to 1820 code for a protein of 495 amino acids. Gene Ontology annotation, biological process: mRNA processing. The record is from RefSeq and is a predicted model, not a curated record. The transcript is spliced from 15 exons. Lineage: Eukaryota; Metazoa; Chordata; Actinopteri; Siluriformes; Siluridae. Gene Ontology annotation, cellular component: nucleus.
UAAGACAUCCCGGAAGUUAUAUACAGAAGGUGAACUUAUAAACAAGUGUAGCUAGCAAAGUGCUCGGAUAGCUAGCGUAAUUCUGUUGCAGAGUGUGAAGCAUUAUAACUAUAUAUAUUUAGUUUUUUUUGUUUGUGUAUACGGUGCUAAAUAAUUACAGCUAAAUACGUAGAUUCGGUUACCGGAAUUCCGAAGAGACUAUCGAAGAGGAGCACCGUCGCUAGCUACGUAGCUUAGCAUUGUUUGUCUCGUAUGAUACUAGCGAGCUAAUUCGCGUCAAUACUGUAUCGCGACGAUUUCUACACAUACAACAGCAAGCGGGCAGGUCUUCAAUGGCAGACGACUUUGAUAUCGAGGCGAUGCUUGAAGCGCCUUACAGGAAGGGUGACAGCAAGUCCUAUAGUGCAAACGGCUAUGAAGAACACAGCCGGAAGAAAAGGCACAGUCGGAGUCGCAGCCCAAGUGCCGAUCGUCGCAGGAGUAGGAGCAGAGAGCGCAAGAAGGGCAAGGACAAGCGUAAGAGCCGCAGUCGGGAGAGAAAGCGGUCACGUAGCAGAGAGCGCCGUUCUCGAAGUCAAGAAAGGCAUGGCCGUUAUCGAGGUCACAAAAGCCCACACCGCAGACGUUCUCGAAGCAAGAGCCCAGUAAAGAAAGAGAAGAGUCCAAUUAGGAAACCAAUCGAUAAUCUGAGUGCGGAGGAGAGAGAUGCCCGCACGGUAUUCUGCAUGCAGCUGGCUGCCAGAAUCAGACCCAGAGACCUGGAGGAGUUCUUCUCUGCGGUGGGCAAAGUACGUGAUGUAAGAAUGAUUUCAGACAGAAAUUCUCGCAGAUCUAAGGGUAUCGCAUAUGUUGAGUUUGUGGAAACUACGUCGGUGCCCCUGGCUAUUGGGUUGACGGGACAGAGGCUGCUGGGAGUGCCAAUCAUUGUUCAGGCCUCGCAGGCUGAGAAAAACAGAGCAGCGGCGGCAGCAGCGGCCCUUAACCUGCAGAAAGGCAACGCAGGGCCAAUGCGGCUCUAUGUGGGCUCCCUGCACUUCAACAUCACAGAGGAAAUGCUCAGAGGCAUAUUUGAGCCCUUUGGAAGGAUUGAAAGCAUCCAGUUGAUCAUGGACAGCGAAACUGGCAGGUCAAAAGGUUAUGGCUUUAUAUCGUUUGCAGAUGCUGAAUGUGCCAAGAGGGCCCUAGAGCAACUGAACGGUUUUGAGCUGGCCGGGCGGCCCAUGAAGGUGGGGCAUGUGACAGAGCGCUCAGACGGCUCAUCUGCCAGCUCUUUCUUGGACAAUGAUGAGCUGGAGAGAACAGGCAUCGACUUGGGCACCACAGGCCGAUUGCAGCUGAUGGCACGUCUUGCAGAAGGUACAGGGCUACAGAUUCCUGCAGCUGCAAAGCAGGCUCUGCAGAUGAGUGGCUCUAUCCCAUUUGGUAACCUUCCCGGAGUGAUUCCUGCACCAAGCAUGAACCAGGCCAUGAACCUCCCCACCCAACCCCUGGCCACUCAUUGCCUACAGCUUUCCAACAUGUUCAGCCCACAGUCGGAAAACGAGCCAGGCUGGGAUAUCGAAAUUCAGGAUGAUGUUAUUGAAGAGUGCAAUAAACACGGAGGUGUUGUUCACAUAUAUGUAGACAAGAAUUCUGCUCAAGGUAAUGUGUAUGUUAAGUGUCCGUCUAUCCCGGGUGCCAUGGCUGCCGUCAGUGCCCUGCAUGGUCGCUGGUUUGCAGGCAAAAUGAUCACUGCUGCCUACGUGCCCCUCCCAACCUACCACAACCUGUUCCCUGAUUCAGUCACAGCCAUCCAGCUGUUGAGACCCACACGCCGGUGAUCCAUACUCGUUCUGCGCAGUCCGAAUCUUCGGACUCUCCCCGUCUCUCUGCAUAGCCCAGAGAUCCAAACAUAUUGUCCUGCCCUUUUUUUAGGACAGCUGCUGUCUGUCCCUGGAGAUCCAUAGCACAUUCUAGAUCUCAGAUGUACACAGUUGCCUGAGGGUGUAGAUGAAAGCUGGCUGGACUAGGUUAGCAAAAAAAAAAAUGGCCCUGGGCUGUCGUCCUGGAUGUUCUCGGCUGUCUGGGAUCUCUUUACGUUUUUAGCUUUUUGUAAUCACACUUUCAUUUUGUAAAGAACUCUGCAAUUAAAAUGGCUUUGAAAAUAA